Messenger RNA from Effrenium voratum, 453 nucleotides. The record is from the annotation of a GenBank genome assembly. NCBI's taxonomy places the organism in Eukaryota, Dinophyceae, Suessiales, Symbiodiniaceae.
AUGGCGCGCAUCAUUUUGGCGUCGCUGGCGUCGGUGGCGCGCAUCGCCUGGGGCGCCGCCAGCACGCCCUUGGACUUCAGCUUCUCCCAGAGCGACACCUGGCGCCUGGUGAACGAUGCCCAGGUCACCUACGGCUGGGCCAUCGCGGAGCUGCGGGUCUUCUCCGACGCCUGCCAGAGCGAGCUGUCCCCGCGCCUGGAGGGGUCAGGGAUGCCAGGGCUGCCUGCCAGCCGCGCACAGGAUGGCCAGGUGAUCACGGAGUGGCGCUCCGGGUGUCACAUCUGCGAGGUCGGCGAGGCCUCGCUAUCUCUGCACUUCGAUGUGGAGGUGAACGUGAUGUGCCUGCAGCUCUACCAGUGGGGCGAUCGCGAUUUCGCGGCCACCGCUGUGCGCCUGCAACGCUGGGGCGAAGAACAGGCGUGGGUGGAUGUGCUUCGCGGCACGGGGAUGCAG